AUGUAAAGAAAGACGCGGAGAGGAGGCGUGGCCGCAGAAGUUGGGCUCGUUCACGGAGAAGACCUCCGUCUGCGGAGAAGAGGAGUCAGACGGAGGCGAAGCGAAGCGCGGCGGCUGGAAAAACUCAACAUUCCGCCUUAAAACGGUAAGUCGGUGUCAGUCGGUUGGUUCCUGCGCUGCUUUCUGCGGUUCCGGUCGGUUUUUGGGGAGAAAACGGUGGGAAACCGAUGAACACCGUCACAGCCAGCAGACGCCCUCCUGUGACCUCACCGAUCUUCAGUCGGCCUGCACUGCUCCUCCUCCUCUUUGGUCUUCCUCCUCCUUCCAUCAGCCGGGCCGAGGGGGCGGGACUAAAGAACAGCUGGCUGGUCAGCUGAGUCAUUACUCAGACUGCGAUUGGCUGGUGGCGGUUCCAUGGCAGCUUCAGAACGGGUCCAGAACGACGGUGACGUCAUCCUCCCCGUGGAACUCAACACAACCUCCUCCGGCUCUCCUGCUGCCCCCCCUCCUCAGAGGGUCGCCAACGGCGGCCCGAGCCGCCUCAGCACGCCCCCCCCAGACGACCACGACGGCAAAGGCAGGGGCGGCGGUCGCCUGAGCGGACUGCUGAAGCAGAACCCCCUGGUGCAGUCGCUGAGCCGGCUGCAGCGCCGCUGCGACUACACCAAGAUCUCCAUGCCCGAGGAGCGCGCCAACCACCUCCCCAACGAGUGGUGGAAAACGGGCGUGGCCUUCCUCUACGCCAUCUUCAACCUCAUCUUCACCACCGUGGUCAUCACCAUCGUCCACGAGAGGGUCCCAGACAAGUCCGUGAGCCCGCCGCUGCCCGACAAGUUCUUUGACUACGUGGACCGGGUCCCCUGGGCGUUCACCGUCACCGAGACCAACGGCCUGAUCCUGGUGGGGUUCUGGCUGGUCCAGUGGAUACUCCUCAAACACAAAGCCAUCGUGGGCCGGCGCUGCUUCUUCCUCAUCGGGACGCUCUACAUGUACCGCUGCAUCACCAUGUACAUCACCACGCUGCCGGUGCCGGGGAAGCACAUGGUCUGCGCUCCAAAGCUUUAUAACGACUCUGUGGGGAAAAUCUGGAGGAUUCUGCGGCUGCUGUCAGGAGGAGGUUUGUCGAUCACAAGUUCUCACCUGAUGUGUGGAGACUUCCUGUACAGCGGUCACACGGUCAUGCUGACACUGGCGUACCUGUUCAUCAAGGAGUACUCCCCCCGGUGGAUGUGGUGGUACCACUGGUUCUGCUGGCUGCUCUGCGCCUCUGGAGUUGUCUGCAUCCUGGUUGCUCAUGAGCACUACAGCAUCGACGUGCUGAUCGCGUACAUCGCCACCACCAGGAUCUUCUGGUGGUACCACACCAUGGCCAACACACACGAGCUCCGCGGCGUUCCAAACAACUACCUGUCCAGAACUUGGUGGAACCCGGUGUUCAACUUCCUGGAGGGGAACGUCCAGACCACGGUUCCCCUGGUUUUUCUGUCACCGCUGGCGCUCCUGUCGUCCUGCAGACAGAGGUACAGGAUGGUGGAGGGCUCCCGGGACGAGUGAGGACGGCGUCCGGGGCCAGUGAGGACGGCACCUGGGACGGUGUCCAGUCCUGCAGGAUCACCUCAGACUGUUUAUUUAUUAGCAGCAGCUUCUGCUGAAGAAAAAAGACUCAACGCAGAAGAGACGUUGUAAGAUGUUUACAUCGGUCCACCGCGACGUCCAGACUGAGCCGCUGGCGCCGUCAAGCUUCUGUUUGUUGCUUGUUUUAAAGCCAGGAUGGCGAGAUGGGCGUGGACUCUCCAUGUGAAAGUGAAACCGACAACCUCUUGGUGCCAACUCCUAGCUAAGCAACAUGCUAGCAGUACCGAACAAUUAACUUUUUAUGUCUUUUCCAACGGAUCCUAAAACUGUCCCCUUUGUGUUUAUGGUUUAUGCUAGCUCUACCAGCUCGUGGCUCGGAUGGUUAGCCAUCGGAGACGCUAGCUGGUAGCGUCUCCGAUGGUUAGCCAUCGUCAGGGAAGCUAGCAGGUUUUCUGUAAAUAGUUUUUGUUGUUUGAAUGUCGACACACCCAAGUGCUAAAGAGAAACUGGUAAACUUGAAGUUCCUGAAACAGUUCUAAUAAUAAAAGACCAAAAUGUAAUUA
Molecule: messenger RNA, 2138 nt
Organism: Oryzias latipes (Japanese medaka)
Lineage: Eukaryota; Metazoa; Chordata; Actinopteri; Beloniformes; Adrianichthyidae
Product: phosphatidylcholine:ceramide cholinephosphotransferase 2
Biological process (GO): sphingomyelin biosynthetic process; ceramide biosynthetic process
Cellular component (GO): endoplasmic reticulum membrane; plasma membrane; Golgi membrane
Molecular function (GO): ceramide cholinephosphotransferase activity; sphingomyelin synthase activity
Source: RefSeq, a predicted model, not a curated record